Messenger RNA from Bipolaris maydis ATCC 48331, 828 nucleotides. RefSeq lists its product as uncharacterized. The record is from RefSeq and is a predicted model, not a curated record. NCBI's taxonomy places the organism in Eukaryota, Fungi, Ascomycota, Dothideomycetes, Pleosporales, Pleosporaceae.
AUGUCCCCCAAACCCAUCGCCCUCAUCCUCGGCGCAGGCCCUAACGCCGGCACCGCAAUCGUCUCGGCCCUCUCCUCGCUCGGCUACCGCAUCGCGACCGCCUCACGCAGCGGCACCUCGCUCUCCCCGGAAACGCUCUCUCUAACCGCCGACUUCACCAACCCCUCGACCAUCCCCCCGCUCUUCGCCCGCAUCCACGCCGAUCUGCACGCCUACCCCACCGUCGUCGUCUACAACGCCGCCACCCUGACGCCCCCAGCCGACCCCGGCCUCGUCACCUCUGUCCCCGUAGACAGCUUUGCCGCCGACCUGAAUGUUAACGUCGUGAGUCCGUACGUUGCCGCCCACGAGGCCGUCAAGGGGUGGAAGCACAUGGCCAAGGACGACGAGGAGCACGGCCGAAACAAGACGUUUAUUUUUACCGGGAAUAUGCUGAAUCGUACCAUUUUGCCCGUCGAUGCGCUGGUCACGUUGGGCGUCGGCAAGAGUGCAAGUGCGUAUUGGGUUGGGCUUGCGGAUGAGAUUCACAAGGGGGAGGGAUAUCGCUUCUUCUACGCUGAUCAGAGACAGCCGGAUGGCAGUCCAAUGGGUAAUGUGGUUGAUGGGCCUGCUCAUGGCGACUUCUACGCUCAGUUGGUGCAACGCACAAACGAGGUCCCUUGGCUGGCUACAUUUGUAAAAGGAAAAGGCUAUGUCAAGUUUGAUGGGUGAGAUUGCGGUAGAAAUCUCUAGAGGUAAGAUUGGAAGUCGACUAGGACUUGGAUAGUAAUAGUACAUCAUAAAGUUUAUACAUCAAUCAUAUUUUACAUGUCGUCCAGAACAUCAUAG